Messenger RNA from Mycena citricolor, 2425 nucleotides. NCBI's taxonomy places the organism in Eukaryota, Fungi, Basidiomycota, Agaricomycetes, Agaricales, Mycenaceae. The record is from the annotation of a GenBank genome assembly.
CCCUAUUUAGGGUGUAACAACGCGAACGAGAGAGCGCGAUGGAGAGAUCGAGUAAGCGCGACGAUCGACCUUGAAGUAGACUCUAGCGGAAACAGGUGGACGGGACGAGCCGAACUUUGAGUAGUGAGUCGAAGACCAAGCAACGAGACUCAAGGAGUUGAAUCGAGUCACUCCUGCACCUGGAACACAUAGUUGAGAGCUUGGGAUGUUGAAUGAAACACGGACGCGUUUUACUUGUGCUCUUUUCUUGCCUGAUCGAUCUUUCCGAGUUCCUCAAGUGGCCGCCUUCGCUUAAGCAGCCAUUUACGAACAAAUCAGCCGCCGUUGGGUACUUCUCUGGCUGUUAUCCUUCUACUAUCAGCGAUCGCACUGGGUCAUCUCACUCAGAGAGACGCCCACAUCUUGAUGAAGCAGAAGGCAUCAUCCUUAUCAGCUUCUGCGACUGUCCUCGGGACUUGAUUCAACAGUAUCUCCUUGUCUGACUGUCCCGUGAACUUGGCUACACAUGAUAGAAGACUGUGUCUGAUCCGGUGCAAGAACUUCAAAAGCGCUACGCAGGCUGAUUCUACGAUGGUGUUGCGAUGACUGUUUCCCUCGCGCGAUUGCUUGCUAUCACAACGCUGCUCCCUCUUUUCAAUGUCGUCUCCUCAACAUGGAUCAUGCACAGGCCGGGGAAUGUUUCUGUUCAGAUUCCGGAGAGCCAACGGCAACCUGUCCUGGACCCCAUUGUGCACCAUGUUCAUAAGCGUGCUGGGGAAAAGGUCAGCAUAGGCUACUUCACAAAUUGGGGGAUCUAUGGAGCCAACUUCCAGCCGACGGACAUCGUGGCUGACACACUUACCCACAUACUAUACUCUUUCGCCGAUGUCGAUCCUUCGUCAGGAACGAUCGCGUUGACCGACCUUUAUGCAGACACUCAGAAACAUUUUCCUGGCGACUCCUGGAGCGAGCCCGGCAACAACCUAUACGGUUGUCUGAAGCAAAUCUACCUCUUGAAGCUGGCGAACCGAAAUCUCAAGGUUUUGUUGUCCGUUGGUGGAUGGACCUACUCUCAAAGCGGCCACUUUGAGUUUGUCACCAACCCUGCAAGUCGGGCCAACUUUGUCACCAACGCUGUGAAUAUGAUCGAGAAUUACGGAUUCGACGGGAUCGACAUGGACUUUGAAUACCCUUCAUCGGCAGCGGAAGGCCAAAAUUUCGCUGAUCUAUACACCGAGCUGCGAACGGCAUUCGACGCCUUGGCCACGAGAAAAGGAGAUAAGACUCCUUAUGAAUUGACGGCAGCCGUUUCCGCUGGUUAUGCACAUUACGAAUAUCUUGCCAUUCCUCAGAUGGAUGCAGGUGAUGUCGUCGAGUUCACGUACCCAAGCUGUUGGCCUGAUGCACAGCUCAGCCCUCUCCUACUGGAACCUCAUGGUCAGAUGGUCCAUGUCACUGUUGUCUCUUUGAUGGAUGACUUGCUAGGCGCUAAUGUCUACGGAGGUGCUCGCACGAAUACGAGCACUGAUUCUGCAAUCAAGUACUUUGUUGCUUCCGGAGCAACUCCGUCAAAGAUCAGCAUGGGGAUCCCUCUUUACGGCCACGCUUUUGAGAACACUCUAGGACUUGGGCAACCCUACAAUGGGAUUGGUCCAGGAACAGUCCAGGCGGGGAUCUAUUCUUACAAGGCACUCCCUUGUACAUCUAUCCUUCUGCCCAACCACGGGGAAACUAAAGGAUUCGACACUACAAUCCGACUACUCAGGCAGGCUCUUCUUUUCUCGUUUGGGACGAUGGGUCUGAUCUUGUUCAAGGAACUUGUCAGCUACGAUACCCCAGACAUUGUCCGAUUGAAAGCUCAAUACAGCAUCACUAAUGGAUUGGCCGGUUCGAUGUUCUGGGAACUAUCUACUGAUAAGGUGGGCUCCGAUUCGUUGGUAGGAAUCAGUGCCGGUGUGUUUGGUCUGCUCGACCAGACUUGGAACCAUAUCAGCUUUCCCUCGAGCUCCUGGGACAAUAUCCGUUCAAAUAUGGGGCAAGGUGCUCCGACAGGGCCAGUUACCACGGCGGGACCAGGGACGACAAUGACCGCCACCACCAUCACCACUCCCAUUGUUUCGACACCGACGACGACGAGUUCCGAUAGUGGAUCCACUGGUUCGCCGGGAUCGGGCUUAUGUACUGGUGUCUCAGCCUGGACCUCUGCUGCCGUGUUUACAGGUGGAAUGGAGGCCACUUACAAUGGACAUCUCUGGACUGCCAAAUGGUGGACCGAAGCCGAUAUCCCUGGUGGCUCAGGUACGUUACGGAGUCACUAUGACUCUUACGGCACUCAUGGUGUGAUGCAGCCGGCGUUUGGUCCGAUGACGGCGCCUGCUGAAUAGUUUGUUAGUUUUACACAUUGUACAUCCCAUGUGCAUCUAAAUCAUUCGUGUUUGCAUGGCGA